AUGAUUCGCCAUGUCGACGAUUUGCACGCUUUGCCACCAUUCUGGUAUCCUGCCAUGACGCGGGCUGCAAAGAAACCGAAGCUGCAAGUUGAGCGUUUCAUUCAGCCAAGCUCCACACCCAUGCCAGCAGUUAAGUUGAUACGGGAAUACGCACUUACUAAUGGACGCACUACUCUACAAACAGGGCAUGUUUCACUUGGCGGGGCCACACUUGAUAGUGAACCAGAUGAUUCACUAUACGAACCUCACGCCAUCCAGGAUUGGCCGGACUACAAUGAUUGGGAUGAAGUCUCUCCGUUUUGUGAUCCUCCGAUCAUCACGGGCGACGCUCUGCAGGAUAAGCGCAAAGAAUAUGCUGCAACCAUAUUUCUGGAGGGUCGUGGUCACGAAGGCCAGUGCACAGUCUGCCGCUGUGGCAGUGAAAUUGAAGAACCCAAGUACCGAUGCAGGGACUGUUUCGGCAUGGAAAUGUACUGUCGACAUUGCACUGUUGAGCACCAUCAAUCCAGUCCACUGCAUGUUAUUGAAGAGUGGAACAGCUCUUUUUUCCAGCGCGCACACCUCAAGUCCCUUGGUUUAUGUGUGCAACUGGGACAUCCUCCCAGUGACCACUGUUACAAUCCACGUCCCUCAACAGGCAAUGACUUCACCGUUGUUGACAUCAAUGGGAUCCAUGAUGUCGCGCUAGAUUUUUGUGGCUGUCACACUGCCCAACUGUGCUACAAGCAACUAUUACGAGUGCAAUGGUAUCUGGCAACAACGACGGAUCCGCAAACAGCUGCAACAUUCAAUGUACUUGAGCACUAUCAGCUGCUGUCAUUCAAGUCAAAUAUUUCGGCCUACGAAUUUUAUCACAGCCUAGCCAGGCGCUCCAACAAUACUGGAUUGUCGCCCAUCAAGGACCGUUAUUCAGCGUUCAUGAGGAUAGUACAUGAAUGGCGUCACCUUCUACAACUCAGGCGUAGUGGCCGAGGUCACGACCCUGGUGGCGUCGCAGAAACAAAAGCUGGCGAACUUGCGGUAGUUUGUCCAGCAUGCCCCCAUGCAGGCAAGAAUUUACCCCAAGGUUGGGAGAAUUCACCUCCAGCAACAAGGCAAGUUGACAGAUGGUUGUAUGCACUCUUCGUCGCUAUAGAUGCGAAUUUCCUGGAUCCUGGUUUAAAUACAGGAUGGGCCUAUUUUGUGGAGGAGUGUGCAUACAAGAGCUACCUAUCUGAGCAAGCCAAUGAACAACAAGAGCGCAGUACCUGUGUUAGUCAUAACACAGUUAAUAUGGCUGACACGAAAUCUUCACGAGGCUUGGCAGCUACUGGUAUAGGUACCAUCGACUGCGCUCGACAUGAAUUCAAAUUGCCAAAUGGGGUAGGCGAUCUACAGAAAGGCGAAAGGUAUUUAAAUAUGGAUUAUAUCGUUUUUUCGGCCCUUGUCGGAUUCACAGUGACUGUGCUAAAUAUCUCCUACGAUAUAGCUUGUCAAUGGUCAAAAAACCUAUGGAACAGAAUGGAACACAUGCCGGCUCGGCUCCAUAUACCUCGUGACGAUGUGCUGGUUCAAUAUUUCAUACCGAAGUUUCAUAUCACGGCCCAUAUCGCAGCCUGUCAGCUCACAUUCUCCUGGAACUUUACCAAGUGGGUAGGUAGGACUGAUGGUGAAGCACCAGAACGAGGUUGGGCAAAUGCCAACCGUGUCGCAUCUAGCACGAAGGAAAUGGGGCCAGGAACUCGAUGUGACACCUUAGACGAUCACUUCAGUGAUUGGAAUUGGAAAAAGACGACAACACUUGACUCUCAAGGCCGUACGUUGAAGCGCAAGAUGGAAAACACCAUAAAGUGGGAACGGGAACAUCAUGUCGCCUUGUACGAUGUGGAAGGAACAAUUCAGCCUGUGCUGCUGGACGAGUGGGGAACAGAAGUCGAGAUGUGGGAGGAGGACAACACUCGCCCAAAUCUGUUCGAAAGCAAGCUUGCUUCUAUUGCGCAGGCCGCAGUAAGGUCACAGCUCGCAGAAUUGGAAGCACAAGAGCUGCGGGAAGGGAUCAACCACUCUCUCGACGACAAUGUCUCACCUAGCACAACGGCUCAAACACGACAUUUCAGAACUAAUGCACUACAGAGACGCAUCAAUUCCUGGACCCGCUAUCAACAACUCUAUAUGCCUAUUGUCUCCACGCUGCGCUCAUCAACAAAUCCAAGUCCAGGUGCCCCCCAAACACUUAAGCCGCAGGAUUUUCCACUCUAUCUACCAUCAGCUCUCAAUCAUCUCGACUGCAAUCACCGUUUAAUGAAGCACGAAUGGAAACUUCAGCAGGCACAAGCUCACGAUGCCCUCAACGAGCUCCGCUCCCACCUUCAUUUACGUUCGCACAUUUACAAAUUCAAAGACAAGAACUUACGGGGCCAAGCAGCUUCUACCCGUGCACAAAAUCUGAUUGCACGCGUUGAAGCAAAGAAAGAUGCGGCGGUAGCGAGAUACAGCUGUCGGUUGGAUGAGAUGGGCUGGGAGGCAACACUUCGACCCCUCAGACACGAGGACAUUCGGCCUAUGGGCGAUUUCACAGGUGAUCGCACUCAAGGCACCAGGACAAUCUCGUGGAUCUGGCUGACGACAGAUGUCGACACCAGUCCACCCGAGAAUGAAAGUGUUCAAGAUUGUGUUCGUAUCGAAUGGUGCAAGGCACGCGCACGCGCAGCUCGAUGGUCCGAGGAAGUAGAGUUGCUGGUCGAAGAAAUGAGACGAGUACUUGCCUUUCUGGAAUGGCAAGGCCCCUGGUGGCAUCAGCGCACAAUGCUGCGCUCAUCGGAGAAGACUACCGAGCAAGAGGGCUUGCAGGCAUAUGCCUACUGUCAAGCCGCACUCCGUUCUGCGAUGCGGACCUCAUUCCAAGCUCGGCACAACAUGAGCACAACUUGA
Messenger RNA from Suillus clintonianus, 2910 nucleotides. RefSeq lists its product as uncharacterized. Bases 1 to 2910 code for a protein of 969 amino acids. The record is from RefSeq and is a predicted model, not a curated record. Lineage: Eukaryota; Fungi; Basidiomycota; Agaricomycetes; Boletales; Suillaceae. The transcript has 14 exons.